CACUGCGGCUCCGCGCGCGGGAAGGGAAGAUGGCGGCGGCUGUUGGGCUCCCGGAGCGGGGAUAUUUGGAGCUGGUGGGCGCUGAGCGGGGAGCGCGGCGCCGGGUUCGCGAGCUCGUGUUCAGCCUCCCAGGCGGCGGCUCGUCCCUCACGCCCGUUCGCUACGCCGACAGCGCCGGAGGAUUCUGGUACCAAGAAAACGCGCAGCUGGGGUCUGUGACCAGGAACCGCUUCAUCCACUGGGCUACGUCAGGUGCAACCUUGGAACUGGUAGAAGAAUCCCUUGAUAUAAACCUUUUGAACAAUGCUGUUCAGCUCAAAUUUCAGAAUUGUAGCCUCUUACCUGGAGGAGUACAUAUAUUUGAGACCCAGAAUAAUGUUGUUAUCUUGAUUUCAACCAAUCAGACAGUACAUAGGUUGAUUUUACCACACCCCACUCGGAUGUAUAGGAGUGAGCUGAUCACAGAAAGUCAUGUACAGUCAGUUUUCACAGAUGUUGGAAAAGUUCAUUUAAGAGAUCCUUUUAACUAUUGCGUGAUUCCUGCAAUCCCUGGUCUGUCAACUCAUUCCACUGCUUCAGCAGCUUGGCUUACCAGUGAUGGAGGAGCACUUUUUGCUUUGCCAUCUGCAUCUGGUGGGAUUUUUGUCCUUAAUCUGCCACCUCACAAUACUCAUGGAAUGGUUUCAACUCUAGUCGUGGAGUUGAAACAGAGUUCAGUCAUGCAGCGCUUGCUUACAGGUUGGAUGCCAACAGCUAUCAGAGGAGACCAAGGUCCUUCAGAGCUUCCUGUUAGCUUGUCUGUCCACUGUCGUGAGCAUGAUGCCCUCCUCUUUGCACUCUACCAGGAUCAUAAACUUCGAAUGUGGUCUUACAAAGAUCAAAUGUGCCUGAUGGUGGCUGAUAUGUUGGAAUUUGUGCCUGUAAGUAAGGACCUAAGACUUGCUGCUGGGACUGGACACAGAUUACAGCUGUCUUAUUCUGAGACCCUGGGGCUUUACAUUGGUGUAUACUUGCAUGCACCCAGACAAGGACAGUUCUGUGUCUUCCAGUUGGUCAGCACAGAGAGUCAACGCUAUAGUCUUGAUCACAUAUCAUCACUGUUCACUUCUCAGGAGACCCUUGUUGACUUUUCCUUAACUACUGCUGAGAUCUGGGCACUCUGGCAUGAUGAUGAAAAUAGAACAACUGUGAAAUACAUCAAUUUUGAGCACAAUGUUGCAGGUCAGUGGAACCAAGUCUCUGUGCAGCCCCUGCCACCUGAAGAAGUGGAUAUUAGAGAUGACCAGGACCCAAGGGAAACAUUUACAGAGGCCAUCUUCAUGCCUGGACAGUUCACAAAUGCGGCUUUGCUUAAAGCUUUACAGAUAUUUUCUCAAAGAGCUGAGCACCUCACAGACCUGUCCUGGGAUGAGCUGAAAAAAGAAAUUACUAUAGCUCUGGAAAAUGAGUUCCAAGGAAAUGUGACUGAGUAUGAAUUCUCACAAGAAGUAUUUAGACAGCUGCAAAUAGAAUUUUGGUCAAAAUUCUAUGCUUACUGUGUUCAGUACCAAGAAGAACUCUCACGCCCACUUGCACUUCUCUUGAAUCAAUGCACUAGCAUGGUGUGCCUGCUUAAAAAGGGAUACCUGUCUUUUCUUGUGCCCUGCUCCCUAAUGGAUCACCUUUACCUUUCGCUUGAUGAACAACUGGUGAAUGAAGUUGAGAGCACUGGCUUAGAUGAAUCUGAAUUUUCUCAUGAUCUUGUGAGUCUUGUUCAGUGCCUUCGGUUAAUUGGUGAAUCAAUUUCUGUGGAGAUGGCACUAACAAUGGAAAUGGCUUGCUGCCGUUCCCAGCCGCCAGAGAGAGCUGCAGGACAGAUCCUUCAUGACUUGAUUGCUAAUGACACAGAGAAUCUAAUAGAGGAUAUUCACAGUAAAUUGCAAGAGAUCAAAAACCCAAUUGAUGCCAUUGGGGUGCUUAUCCGGGAAAUGGACUAUGAGACAGAUGCGGAAAUGGAAAGAGGACUCAAUAUUGUUCAACCCUUAAAUGUGCGCAUGCAUCUCUCUCAGCUCUAUGGUAGUAGCACAACAGUAAACAUGGUGUGUCGGUGUGUGUACAAGAUGUCCAUGACUCGCUUUUUGCUUUGUCGGGACUUGUUGAUUUUACAGCAGCUCUUGCUACGGCUUGGAGAUACUGUAUUGGGCGGAGGCCAGCUAUACCACAUUCAACAGAACUUGCUGCAUCGCACAUCUCAUUUGAUAUUAUCAUAUUACCUGAUCAGGUGGGCAAGUCAACGCUUGGCAUCAGAUGUUCCAGUUGAUGAACUGGAAUGUAACCUACAGCAUCUUUCUGUAUUAAAACUGACAGAUUCUACAGCUAUAACACCACUCAAGCUAGUGUCCAGCCCUCAAACUAUCGUGGAGCUGUUCUUUCAGGAGGUAGCCCGAAAACACAUAAUAUCUCAACUGUUCCCACCUAACGCAGCCUUGGAUGAAUCAAGUUUGAGUUGGCCUCAAAUGUUUUCUGCAAUUUUGAGUUAUCUCCUGCAGUUCUUGUGGCCAAGCAAUCCUAACUUCCUCUUUCCAGAAUGUUUGAUGGGGGCUUGUCAGUAUGCUCAACUGCAGGAAUAUAUUCGUUUUCUGGGACCUUGGUGCCAUGUGAAUAUGGGGUCAUGCUGUUUUAUGAUGGGACGUUGCUACCUUGUUAUGGGAGAAGGGCACAAGGCUCUGGACUGUUUCUGUGAAGCAGCCUCAGAAGUUGGAAAAGAGGAGUUUUUGGAUAGACUAAUUAGAUCAGAGGAUGUUGAAAUGGCUUCAACCCCACGGCUACAGUACUAUGACAAGGUUCUGCGUCUUCUGGAUACCAUGGGUCUACCUGAACUGAUCAUUCAGUUGGCUACCUUAGCAAUCACAGAAGCAGCUGAUGAUUGGAGAAGCCAAGCUACCCUGAGGACAUGCAUUUUCAAACACCAUUUGGAUUUAGGACAUAACAGUCAAGCAUAUGAAGCCAUGACCCAUAACCCAGAUUCUAGCAGGCAGCUGGAUUGUUUACGGCAGUUGGUGGUAGUUCUCUGUGAACGCUCCCAGCUCCAGGAUCUUGUGGAGUUCCCCUAUGUGAAUCUCCACAAUGAGGUUGUGGGAAUAAUUGAAUAUCGUGCUCGGGCAGUAGAUCUGAUGACACAUAAUUACUAUGAGCUGCUAUAUGCUUUCCACGUUUAUCGCCAUAAUUACCGGAAAGCUGGAACAGUGAUGUUUGAAUAUGGAAUGCGCCUUGGCAGAGAAGUCCGUACCCGCUCUGGACUGCAGAAGCAAGCAAACUGUUACCUUGCAGCUCUUAAUUGUUUGCGGCUCAUUCGCCCUGAAUAUGCAUGGAUAGUUCAGCCAGCUUCUGGUGCAGUGUAUGAACGUCCAGGAGCAUCCCCCAAGAGAAGUCAUGAUGGAGAGUGUGCUGCUGCCCCAACGGGAAGUCGGAUUGAAAUCUUGGAGCUGCAGGAUUUGGAAAAAGAAUGUGUGCUGGCUCGCAUACGGCUAACUUUAGCACAACAUGAUUCAACAACAACUGCUAUUACAGGAAACUCAUCUCCCAAGGAGCUGGUAACCCUGUUGGUGCAGGCUGGUCGUUUUGACACUGCCAUUUCUCUCUGCCAGACCUACAACUUUCCCUUAACACCUGUGUUUGAGGGACUUACUUUCAAAUGUAUUAAACUCCAGUUUGGAGGGGAAGCAGCAUUAACAGAAGCAUGGGAUUGGCUAGCUGCAAAUCAGUUGUCAUCAGUCAUCACAACCAAGGAGACCAGUGCAACAGAUGAAGCAUGGCGUCUUUUGUCCUCCUACCUGGACAGAUAUAAGUCUCAGAACUGUUCAUACCAUCGCUGUGUAAUCAACAAGUUGCUGUCUCAUGGAGUGCCCUUGCCUAACUGGCUUAUCAACAGUUACAAAAUGGUAGAUGCUGCUGAACUUCUCCGCCUCUAUUUGAACUAUGACCUCUUGGAAGAAGCUGUGGAUUUGGUGCUGGAAUAUGUGGAUGCCUUACUUGGGAAAGGACCUCAUUACUUUGGCAUUGAGUUCCCAUUAUCAGCUACAACUCCAAUGGUUUGGCUUCCAUAUUCUGCAAUUGACCAGCUUCUUCAAGUGCUAGGAGAAAAUGCAACCAAUCACCAUAACACAGUGCUAUAUCAGAAGGUGCAUGACAAAUUAGAGGCCUACCAAAACCAGGUUGAUAAGGCAACUCGGGAUCUUCUGUAUCGUCGGAACUAGCAGAAGGACCUGGAUUGUGUGACUUUACUUAAUCACCUUGUGCCUGGUGGCCCUUCAGACAAAGCUACAAAGAAAGACUGUGCUAAUGUGCAUAAAUGGCAUGAAGUAUGUGUGAAGCAUUUGCUUUGCAUGGAUUGGCUGGAGUCAUAGGGAACCCUGUGCGCUGCUGGUGGUGCUAUUAUUACAAAUUCUAUUUUUUCACAAUGAACCAAACAUUCCCUACCAGGGAAUGAUAGACUUUUUAAAAUAAGUAUGUUGGGGACGCUAAAUUAAAUUUAAGCUUUUAAGCCUGUGCCGAACUGGGUGCUAAAUCAUUUCCAGCAAUGAAACCCUGGUUGUACAUUGCAUGUUCCUACCAUCUUUCUACUGAAUUAUUCCUUAUACUGUACUAUAUAUGGGAGCUAAUGUUGGUCUUAUUUAUUGUGACAGUUUUUGAAUUAUCUUUAAUAAAAUGAAAACUUUGUUUAAAAAUC
Molecule: messenger RNA, 4708 nt
Organism: Podarcis raffonei (Aeolian wall lizard)
Lineage: Eukaryota; Metazoa; Chordata; Lepidosauria; Squamata; Lacertidae
Gene: NUP160
Product: nucleoporin 160
Exons: 36
Coding region: 30-4235 (1401 amino acids)
Cellular component (GO): nuclear pore
Molecular function (GO): structural constituent of nuclear pore
Source: RefSeq, a predicted model, not a curated record